AUGCCUAUAGCUACUCUCACUUUCAAGCAGGUUGUAUUAUCAAGUCAACCAUCCAAAGCAUAUAAUGCUUUUAUUCAAGAACUAAGUGAUAAUCAAGGUCCAGUUGUGGUCUUUUUAGAAGAACUUGGUGAAAAACGAACAGUACCAUAUAUAAGUCUUCGUCAUUUUCCAGCUUCUAGAAACGGCUGUCAGUAUUCUUUAUCAGACGGUGGUUAUAUACCAUAUAUUGAUAGGAAGAAAAAUAAAAAGAAGUCUGUUAUGCUGAUAACUGAUUCUAAUUCUCAACAGAAUAAUUAUCAGAAUAACUACCAUAAUAAUCGACGGUAUUCAUCACCACGUCACUGGAUUCAGUCUGGUGUUAAAACUAUGCAGCUUCCAACACAUCAAAUAGAUUAUAAUACAUCAGUUAAUUUAGAUGUUUCUAAUACACAAUAUUGUCCUGUCACCACUCCACCAACUAUAAUGACUAAUACUGGUCUACCAGUCACCAACCCUCCCGCUUACUAUAUGCCAGUUUUAAAUGUUCCCUACCCUCCUAACCUGGGACAGGUCAACUUAAGUCAAGAUCCUUAUGGCAAAGACCUACCCCAAGAUGUGAAUACUCUCAGAUACUUUUAUAAUUUUGGUGUAGAGGCCUCAGUGAACAAUAUAGGUGUAAAUCAAGGGUCGUGCAGAAUGAUGUCCACAGUAAUGCAACAACCAACUAUGGCCUAUCCUCCAACCAUGAUGCCAGAUGGUCAGACACAUAUGAUAAUGCCGGCACCAGUAGAACACGGUCAGUUUGUGUCUAGUGAUAGUAAAUAUAACACACAUUUUCCCCAACUAAAUUCUUCAAAUACCAGUGUUCGUAAAAGUGUUACAAUUAAUGUCAGUUCUGAAACUGUGUCCCCUAAUGGUAAAGAAUCUAAUAUUAAAACAGAUCAGACUGAAUCAAGUGAAACUGUUGCUGAUACAGUAGAGGACAAUAGCAGAGUAGCAAGUCCAGGUAAACUGGAUUCACCUGGUAGUGAUAGUGGUCUCGAUAGUACAACAUCCAGUACUGAGGACCAAUCUACCACUUACACUGUAGAUACAACAGGUCACAAUAAGGUGAAGGGAAAGAAAAAGUAUUAUAUGUAUGGUAAUUUAAAACUCGUUAAACCUAUCAAAGAUAUUCCACCCAGGUUUCAGAUGUUAUUAGCUGAAACUAGUGCAGCUAAAGCACGAUGUGAAGGUCAACCAAUUUAUCAACAAGUCCCAGAAAAUCACAUGAUGGAGCAUGACAUGGAAUUAAAUGCCAAUGCUCGAUGCUUUGUUCCCAUGCAAUCUAUGCCUAUACCUUCUUGUACUCUUGCUUCUGGUGUUGGUGUUAAUACUAACGGGUCUAUGGCUUUACCUAAUGCAUGCUAUCCUCCUCCUCCUCCAAAUGUCUUGGGUUCUGCUCCUCCUGUCAUUAGUCCUAAAUCUAACAUACAAACUUCUAAUACUCAUGUUCAACCUAAUAUAAUACCUUCUGUUCAAUCAUCUGGUGGUGGUACUUGCUAUUAUAUUUAUUCUUCUACAGGCUACAGUUCUCUUCCUCCUACUAUACCUACACCUACUACUAGUACACCAGCUGGUACUUCACCAGUUACUACAGUUCCUCCUCCACAACCAGUAGUCUAUAUGAUGAAUUCACCAUACCCUCCCAAUCAACCAUGUAGCUACCCUACUCUACAACCAGUACAUGGCUACGGAAUGUGUUCAGCCUCAGCUCAGUAA
This is a messenger RNA of Lottia gigantea (owl limpet), 1740 nucleotides long. RefSeq lists its product as hypothetical. The record is from RefSeq and is a predicted model, not a curated record. Lineage: Eukaryota; Metazoa; Mollusca; Gastropoda; Lottiidae. Bases 1 to 1740 code for a protein of 579 amino acids. The transcript has 10 exons.